AAACCUCUGGUUAAUCAACCACCAUCUCUGACUGUACUUUGGUCAAAGUUAUAUGCUUGUUACUUACUGUCGGACAACUGUUGGUCGUCUUACCUGUCGUUUAAAAACUAUUUUAAAGAGUAUUAGGUAAAACUGACGCUACAUGAUGAGGAAACGGGACGUUAAGCUGGAUGAUAAAUCCUCCACAGCCAAAGACCAAAGGACUGCCAGAGUCCAGAAGAAGGAAGGGAAACCGUUCCAGAGGUGGCUGAAAAGAGGCUUAUUGUCCAUCUUUGUUAUCUUAAUCUUAAUGCCUUUCUUGCUGACAAAACUCCCAGAAUUACUCCAGCACCUUGUUUACACUCACAGAAUCAGGGUGCCAUUUUUUGUUGACCUCAGCCAACCUGCAGACUUCUCUCUUAAUCACACCGUCAACAUGUACUUAACAUCAGAGGAAGGGAUCUCCUUUGGAGUAUGGCACACAGUCCCAGAGAGUCUGUGGAAAGAGGCACAAGGGAAGGAUUUGGCAUGGUACCAGAACAGUUUAGGUGAUGAAAGUCCAGUUUUCAUCUAUCUACAUGGGAACACAGGCACAAGGGCAGCACCUCAUCGGGUGGGAGUGGCAAAAAUGUUGAGUGCACUCAAUUACCACGUGCUGGUGCCUGAAUACAGAGGGUUUGGAGAUUCCACCGGAGAGCCAGUAGAAGCCGAUCUAACCACGGAUGCCCUCUACUUUUACAACUGGGUCAAAGCCUGCAGUGGAAAGAGCCUGGUGGUCAUCUGGGGUCACUCUCUUGGCACGGGAGUGACCACGAAUACUGCUGCAAAACUGACUGAACAAGGUGUUGUUGUUGAUGGUGUCAUCCUGGAAGGUGCAUUCAGUAUGGCUCAACAGCAGAUAAGAGAUCAUCCCUUUGCAUGGUAUUACUGGAAAAUUCCAGGUCUGGGCCUCUUUUUCCCAGAGCCAUGGGCAGAAAACAAGUAUGUGUUUCCUACGGAAGAAAAUUUGAAGAAAAUGAGAAGCCCAAUCCUGCUUCUCCACGCAGAGGAUGAUCACCUAGUUCCCAUUCAGGUUGCUCAGCAGUUGUAUGAAGUGGCAGUAAAUGCCCAAAAUAGCGAUCGAGUCAAGCUGGUGCCGUUUGAAGGUUCUCUGGGGUACCUACACAACGGCUUAUACAGAGACCCCCGUCUGCCUGACAUCAUAAAGACGUUUGUGCGGUCGUUGUAAUGUUGGAAAGAAGAAUACGACAGAGAAGAUUGGCAAAAUAAUUUACAGAGCAAAGAUUUCAUUGUAUCACACACAACAUGUUUUAUCUUUAAAGCUGCAUACUGAAUAUGUUAAAUUAAUGUGAUUUACCUUCAAUAUCUGAUUUGUAUUCCUUCAAAACGUUUAUGUUGAACAUGACUGUGUUUUAGAAAUGAUUUUUCUCUUUCCCUGGACAAUGGAUUCUAAAUAGUGGGAAUAAUGAGGGAUAAAAAAUUCCAUGAAAACAGCAGUUUGGGUGAGCAAAUUGUGUAUUAGGUGCCCUCUACUGGGCAUUUUGUUGUGCUGACAUAGCCCAUCUGCAAUUACAGAAUGUAUAAAUAGAUUUGUUGUUCAAGACUAAGAAUCUCAAUCUCAUUGAGAUAUUUUAUCUCAUAUCAUGAACACAUUGUAAUAAAUUUAAAAAAAUAGAACCGCUGAGUAAUUUCUGAUCCAAGAAUUACAUAUUUUGAAUAUCAGAAAUGUUUUUUCAAAGAAUAUCCAAUUGUCAGGACAAGUUAUUAGAAUAUAAGUUAUAAUUGAAAUAAAUGUUAUAUCUGAUUGUGACAAUCA
This is a messenger RNA of Labrus bergylta (ballan wrasse), 1795 nucleotides long. Its product is annotated as Monoacylglycerol lipase ABHD12-like. Gene Ontology annotation, biological process: phosphatidylserine catabolic process; monoacylglycerol catabolic process. NCBI's taxonomy places the organism in Eukaryota, Metazoa, Chordata, Actinopteri, Labriformes, Labridae. Gene Ontology annotation, molecular function: phosphatidylcholine lysophospholipase A1 activity; monoacylglycerol lipase activity. The record is from RefSeq and is a predicted model, not a curated record. Gene Ontology annotation, cellular component: endoplasmic reticulum membrane.